Hibiscus syriacus is the source of this 279-nucleotide messenger RNA. RefSeq names its product wound-induced basic protein-like. Lineage: Eukaryota; Viridiplantae; Streptophyta; Magnoliopsida; Malvales; Malvaceae. The coding region runs from base 84 to 227 and encodes 47 amino acids. The transcript has 2 exons. The record is from RefSeq and is a predicted model, not a curated record.
GACUAUAUAACCACCAAUGCUAGAUUAUUAUAUAAGCAGCUCGAGCGUGAACAGAGGAAGUUAGCCUAGGGUUUAUUUCCACAAUGAUUUACGACGUCAAUUCUCCCCUCUUCCGCUCAUUCCUCAGCCAGAAAGGCGGUUCCUCCGACAAUAGGAAAAUGGAGGAGCAUAAGCCUAAGGAACAAAGACCCAAAGCGAAUGAGAACAAACCGGUUAUGACAGAGUAAACAAAUGCUUUUGCUUAAUUAGUGUGCUUUUAAAAUGUAAUGGGUUGGUGGA